AUGGAGUUGAGAAGCCAUAAAGCUGGGGAGAGUAAAAUAGACGGCGUCUUUACGCUAAGUAUUGGCAGUGGAUACUUUGCGCCCUAUCAGUACAUCCAGCCUGUGUUAUGGAACCGCAAAUAUGGUGACAAGGGCAGGAGAAUCCCUUAUGGUAAUGGACCGCCUAAGGAGCUUAAGUCUGCUGUCAUGGUAAACUCAGAAUUGAAUAAUGUCAUUCCUGCGUCAGUUUCAGAAUGGACCGAGGACAAGUCGAGCAAUCUGAGUUGUCCCGAGGACUUGUUACAAGGCUUCCAAAUCUUGCUAAAGAGACCUCAAUUUUUGGAUCUUCUUUUGCACGCGUUAGAUGAUGAGGACAUGACUCUUGAUAUGACGUUAAGAUUUUAUUUGGAAGAGUUAGGCUACGAUUCCUUGAUGAGCGGUUAUGAAAGUGGGUAUAACAAUACGCUUCGUUCUGGUAAUUAUAAAUUCAACUCCGUGGUGGUUGAAUCCGCGCUAGACGACGGAGAGGAUAAUACCAAUGCCUCACUGAUAGCAGCAAUAGAGUGUGGUAAUAAUUCGUUGCUAGAUGUCCGAGUGAUUUGGCAAUUACUGGGUAAUUAUUGUUCAAUAGAUAUGUCGUGUUGUAACUUCAUAAACCAGGAAACUAUUACGGGAAUAAUAAGUCUACAUCUCGCAAGACACAUCGCUUCAUACCAUACGGAGGAGAUGUACGAGAAAGAUGAGAUUAGGAAGAAUGUAGGUUGGACAGCACCACGUAUUCUGAUAAUAACACCGACUAGGAUGCAUGCUAAGAAUUGGGUCCAAAAAUUGAGAGUAAUUUGUGGUCAUGAGGAAGCCAAGGAAAGUAGACGAAAGAGAUCAAGUCGAAGGAACCACGGCGAUAGAAAGCGUUCUAGAGGUGAGGAUAUCAGUGCGAAAAAGGAUUCGGAAGUUGACUUGGAUGAUUUUGGUUAUAGCGACUUUAUAGGAGAUUAUACGGCUUUGAUGGAUGAAGGUGGAAUUGACAUUAGGAGUGAGAUGGGUUUGAAUAUGUUAGGAUUAAAGAGACGUAAGCCUUUGGAUUUUAUUGAUAGUUUUAGAGGUGAUAAUGAUGACAAUUUCUUGACCGGGGUGCAGAUUAAUCCGGAGUAUACCCGUUAUAUGAUUGGCCCAGAACGAUCUAAUAUAGUGAUUGGUAGUCCAUUAGCUAUACGAGUGUUAAUAGGGGGUGAGAAGGAGAAACGGAUGUGUGAUUGGUUAAGCUCAGUGGAGGUGGUGGUUGUGGAUCGUGCAGAUCAAAUAGGGGAAGCAAAUCUAGACCAUUUAAGACGAGUGUUACAGGUACUAAAUGACAAGCCUCAAGAGCGAAUUAGCAAGGUGAAUAUUACAAGACUUAGAGAAUCUCAUUAUAUAGACGAUCAAAUGGACCUUAGUGUCUUUUACAGGCAAACUAUAAUGCUCUCGUCCAGAAAGGACUUACUCCUACAGUCCUUCUUCAGAACAUUCGACUCCAACUUCAGAGGGGCGUGCAGGCUCUGGCGAUCCCACAAUUCCUCAGUCGCUCAAUUCGCCCAAGCCAAAUUCAACAACAACGUUUUAUGCAUCGGCACAGGCGACAUAGGAACCGAAGGAGAUAUAGGAACCGAAGGAGAUAUAGGGACCGCAGGCGUAGCAAAUGACGAUCCCUUGGCAGCUUUAUUCAAAAAGCAUUUUAUUGACUCGUUCCACAGCCGACUAGUUGAGGAUCAGAUCAUGGUUGUCGUCCCCUCAUGGCUGGAAUAUCUUGAAGUCAGUAACUUGUUCAAGAAGGGCCUCACUACAGAUAACUUCAAAGGAAUACAUGAGCACAGCAAACCUUCCGAGAUAAAACAAGUGCGGCAGAGUCUGGCAGCUGGGGAGUGCCCCAUUGUCCUUAUCACGGAACGCUUCCUAUACCAUCGAAGAUUCCACUUCACUGGAGCCAUGCAUCUAAUUUAUUACGGAGCACCUCUUUAUCCUCCAAUAUUUUGCGAACUUGUCCAAGAUUGUGUACAAGCCCCUAGGAAAAUCGGCAGUGAAGAAAUCUGUCCGACCAACUCACAUCUAUGCAUCAUUUACUGGAAGGUGGAACUGCACGCCGAUGCGAUGGAACGCCUAUUAGGACCUCAAGCUGUCAUGCAAGCAGCACUAGCUUCCAAAAACGGGAAACUAGUUUCUAUCGACCAUGUAGUAAAGGGAUAA
Messenger RNA from Gregarina niphandrodes, 2199 nucleotides. RefSeq lists its product as hypothetical. Gene Ontology annotation, biological process: maturation of SSU-rRNA from tricistronic rRNA transcript (SSU-rRNA, 5.8S rRNA, LSU-rRNA). The coding region runs from base 1 to 2199 and encodes 732 amino acids. Gene Ontology annotation, cellular component: small-subunit processome; nucleolus. Gene Ontology annotation, molecular function: U3 snoRNA binding; rRNA binding. The transcript has 2 exons. The record is from RefSeq and is a predicted model, not a curated record. Lineage: Eukaryota; Apicomplexa; Conoidasida; Eugregarinorida; Gregarinidae.